This is a messenger RNA of Suillus plorans, 2424 nucleotides long. RefSeq lists its product as uncharacterized. The record is from RefSeq and is a predicted model, not a curated record. The transcript is spliced from 12 exons. The coding region runs from base 1 to 2424 and encodes 807 amino acids. Lineage: Eukaryota; Fungi; Basidiomycota; Agaricomycetes; Boletales; Suillaceae.
AUGAAAACUCAACCUAUAUCUCCCAGCCCCGCCUCCCUUGUUGGUCUUGCCCGGACGCCAACGCCUCAUGCAGCAAAACUUCUGCCCUCACAGAAAAGGGCCAACCAGUGGCCCAGAUGGUCACAAGAUGUCAUUCCGUCCCUACUUGUACCAUAUUUAUCCUAUAUCCAACAAACUUCGGUGUUACGUUAUACCAACGCACCAGGAGAAGCUCAGCAAGAUCUUGCAGUUUGCCAAGCUGGGUGUAGGACUCGGAGUAUUACAGUUGCAUGUGUGCACUUCGACGAGUUCAUCCGUCUUCUCUCCGUACACCAGGCUCCCAACCAAACCAUGUGGUGCGAUGCGGUGGACACCUUUCUAGAUGGAAUGGGGUACAAGUUGUCAUGCAAGAAUAACUUGUGUCAUCGUUUCGGCAAUACUUUCCACUGGUACCAAGUGCUGAGCAUCUUGGCUCGCAAUCGCAUUUCUACUAUCAUCGCUGACAUUCGGAGGGGUCAGGCACAUACCCCACCCAUCGAUCAGCCAUCUGAAUACCUUCGUUCUCGUUGCCUGCUUUGUUUCGGAGGCAAUACUUGCCAUGGAGCAGAUGCUCGUUCUAUCCCAGACGUUAUUGUUUGCAUAGAUGCCUGCUUUACUCAAAAGUGUUCGACUAAUCCUCGCAGUGCUAGCAGUAUUGACCCUCCUAAUCCGACUCCAACAUUCUUUCUGUCGAAUGAUGAUGUCAAAGCGAUGGAGGAUUUUGUACAAAGUUCUCGUGGAGAAAGACGUCGAAUGCAAGCCUCAAGAGCGGAAGAGGAGGAGGAUCGCUAUGAAGAAGGGAUGCGUGUGCCAGUGUCUGUGUUGAAUGGAUGCGGAGAAUCCUUUGUUGCUGCAGACAAAAAGCAUGAAAAGGCAACAGGGGAAAAGCAACACUACGCGCUCGCUCUCCUGGACCAGUUGUUCAAGCACAUACCCCCUCAGAUGACCGUAGGACUUCUCUAUGACAUCGGAUGUCAACUCGAACACAGCUGCCAAAAAUGGAAUCUUCUCGAUGACAAUACCCUAUCGUGCAUAUCCUUUGCUGUUGUGGUAUUCCAUGCCUAUGGCCAUCAAUGGCCCUGUCAGAUCAUCUACCAUCCGAGGAAGUGCGAGGGUUUUGGAUCGUCUGAUGGUGAGGGAUGCGAACGAUUGUGGAGUUCUCUCAAGCAACUCAUCCCAUCGUUACGCGUUUCUGGGUUCCAUCAACGUCUCUUUGUCCUUGAUGUUCAAAUUCGCCACCUGGACACAAAAUCCAUCCAAGGCUACGGACAUUGGCUCCAUCGGCGAUGGCUGCAUUGCCAGAUUAAGAAGAAUGCGGCUCUGGACGGUUUACUGGACUUAGACGUCAACAAGGAUAUCCUUCAUGCUGAAUGGAAGGUGCAAAUUGCUCACCAGACGCGACCUGUCCCACAUAAGAGGCAAUCCAAGAACAAGGCGGCGGAGGUCAUUACCACUAUUCUUGCGCUGGAGAAGACCCUGGAUGCUCACGAUACUUCUGUCCGUGAGCUAGAGAUGCAGCUUUAUGUAGGCGCCGUUGCUAAUGUCGUGGAGUUCAAUCUGCAGCUCGCCGAUGCUCGGUCACGACGACAGGCCGAUCUUAUGACGAUGAAGAAUGACAUCUACCUGACCAUCCGCUUGAAUGCUCACACAGUAAAAACUCGUAUUAGGGACCGUCUCCGUCAACACAAAUUUGAAUUGGAGAGGCUAGAGAGGUCGUAUCGAGCAACAGUAAAUGAACACAAGCUUCGCUCGAACACCCAGUAUUCAAUCAAACGGCGAGAACCUGCAAUUCUCAAACUGGUGUCAACUUACAAUGGCCUAUGUACUCAGCUACAGUCCCUCAUACGUCAACGGCGAGCUCCCCCAUCUGCUAUUCCCCCUCAUCCUAUUGCUCAUGAAGGCAUCUUCUUACUCAACGUGGACGAUGAAAUCUGGCAAGAUAUUGGCCUCAACGACGAUGGCAUGCACCUGCCGGCAUGGUUAUCGGAUGAGGCCACCAGGUCUGGUAUUUGUUUACAGCUUGAAUUGGAUCGUUGCAUUGAGGAAGAGACUCGUUUGAUGCGAGAGCGGUCUGUGAUGCAGGAAUGGAUGUUAGCAGAGUGGGAGGCUGUCCAGACUGCGUUGAGAGAUCCUGCCAAUGAUCUCGUGAUGCCAUUCCACCUCAAGGCCCGCGCAAAGGAACUUCUGUGCAUCUGUGUUGUCUGGAAGAACAAGGUUCGAGAGAUCCCUUGCGCUUGGCCAGUCGAGAGUUGGGGUCCUACAAACGAGGAUUUCCUUCGAGCCGCUCGAGACCAGGUGCAGUCAUCAUUUUUCCAGGAUGAUGAUGACAACAAGAGUGAGAGUGUCGGAGUGGUGGACGAGAGUGACGAGGACGGUGAUCUAGCAUAUUCUGAGGCGAGUAGCUGA